Aspergillus alliaceus is the source of this 2554-nucleotide messenger RNA. RefSeq names its product replication factor A subunit protein RFA1. The coding region runs from base 548 to 2359 and encodes 603 amino acids. The transcript is spliced from 7 exons. Gene Ontology annotation, cellular component: nucleus. Lineage: Eukaryota; Fungi; Ascomycota; Eurotiomycetes; Eurotiales; Aspergillaceae. Gene Ontology annotation, biological process: DNA repair; DNA replication; DNA recombination. The record is from RefSeq and is a predicted model, not a curated record. Gene Ontology annotation, molecular function: DNA binding.
GCUUACCUCAAAAGUGGAAACUUGGGUGCAACGCCGCGGGGUAGGCAGGCAUUAAAUAAACACAAAAUAGGACAUUGUUAGCCAGGUUGGGCAGUUUAUAACAUCUGUAAUUUAAGCCACUGGUUUCUUACCCAGCAAUUUAAUAAAAUCAAAGGAUACACCGUACAAUAUUAUUACCAUGUCCUAUGAUCAUGAUCAUCAUGUGGAUAUUGAUAGCAAUACAAGUGUGAAUUUUAUGCCUCCAAAGGAACAACUGUGAAUGUUGGCUCUCAUUAGUGACGAUACAGGAUAAUGAACACUCAUGGUCUAUUAUAUCAGAUGGCAGAAGAGGGGAAGCACACGAAAGUGGGGAUUCCCAGUCAAGUCACUCCGCGUUCUUAGCCGCGUAGUUCCUACGCGUCCUACCCAAGCGAUAACAGCGGAUUUUGAGACUCUUCUCAUCGUACUUGUAUACCCUGUCUUUUCCCUCCCCCCUAAUUAUUUUGGAAUCUUAAUUGAUAAACACAAAAUCUGAUAGUUUGACAACAUAGUUGCUGCUGCUGCUGCCAUGACCUCCGACGCAGCGUCUCAAAUCUCUGUUGGCGCCUUGAGUGCCAUAUUUGAUGAGACAAAGCCUCAAAUUCGUGAACCUAUCGUUCAGUGUGUCCAGAUCAAGCCAUUGCCACCUCAGCAGAACAAUCAAGAGCGCUACAGAGCUGUUUUCAGUGAUAUAUCUAAUUAUGUCCAAACAAUGCUAGCAACUCAAGCCAAUCGAUUUGUUACAAGUGGACAGCUUCGAAAAGGAUGCUUUGUUAGGCUCAAGGCUUUCCAGGCAAACUCAGUAAAGGGGAAGAAGAUUUUGAUAAUCUUGGAUCUGGAGGUUCUGCAAGACUUGGGCGAGGCUGAGAAAAUCGGGGAGCCGAAACCCUUAGAAAAUAAGAUGGAAGAAGAUGAGAAAUCUCAGCCUACUACAAUAUCAAGCAACGGGUUCUACGGCUCGAAAAUUCAACCUGCGCCGAUGCAAGCGACCAGUAGACCAGCCCAACCACGGCCUGCAACCGCUUCACAUGCCACCAUUUACCCUAUCGAAGCUAUUUCUCCUUAUUCUCACAAAUGGACAAUCAAGGCACGAUGCACGAGCAAAUCAAAUAUAAGGACCUGGCAUAAUAGAAACGGAGAGGGCAAGCUCUUUAGCGUCAACCUUCUGGAUGAUAGUGGCGAGAUUCGUGCAACUGGAUUCAAUGAUCAGUGUGAUAUGCUCUACGACAUCUUCCAGGAGGGAAGCGUUUAUUAUAUCUCCAGUCCAUGCGGUGUUAAAAUUGCCAAAAAACAAUUCACCAAUCUGAGCAAUGACUAUGAACUUACAUUCGAAAGGGAUACGGUAGUUGAAAAGGCGGAAGAUCAAACCGAUGUUCCACAAAUUAGAUUCAGCUUUACUACUAUCGGUGACCUACAGUCUGUCGAGAAGGAUACCACUAUUGAUACAAUCGGGGUACUGAAAGAGGCAGGUGAGGUUUCUCAAAUUAUGUCAAAGACCACCAACAAGCCUUAUAGUAAGCGUGAGCUUACUUUGGUGGAUAACACGGGAUUCUCGGUUCGCCUAACUGUCUGGGGCUCAACUGCAUUGAAUUUCAAUGUGAUUCCCGAGUCUGUCAUAGCGUUCAAGGGAGUGAAAGUGUCGGACUUUGGAGGUAGGAGCUUGAGCUUGCUGAGUUCUGGCUCGAUGACCAUUGAUCCUGACAUCGAGGAGGCUCAUAAACUGAAAGGUUGGUACGAUGCUCAAGGCAGAGAUGAAACCUUCACCUCACACGCCUCGAUGCCUGGUGCAGCCACUCCAACAAAAACUGCACAGCACAAAACCGUAGCGCAGGUCAAAGAGGAGCAACUGGGCAUGUCAGACGAGGUUGCCUAUUUCUCGUUGAAGGCGACUGUCAUCUACAUCAAGCAAGAUACCAUGUGCUAUCCUGCCUGUCUUUCCGAAGGUUGCAACAAAAAAGUGACAGAGCUCGAUCCUGGCCAAUGGCGGUGCGAGCGUUGUGAUAAAACUCAUCCACGUCCAGAGUAUCGUUAUAUAAUGCUUAUCAGUGUUAGCGACCAUACGGGACAACUUUACCUCAGCUGUUUCGAUGAAGUGGGCAGAUCUAUGAUGGGCAUCACUGCGGAUCAACUGAUGGAGAUACGCCAGAAUGAUGAGAAGGCGGCUGGAGAUAUUUUCCAGGAGGCAAAUUGCCGAACCUGGAGUUUUAGAUGCCGGGCCAAGGUUGACAAUUUUGGCGAUCAGCAACGUAUUCGUUAUCAGAUUGUAUCCGCGAAACCAGUAAACUAUUCUGAGGAGGCAUCACGUCUUGUAGAUAUGAUUGACUCAUAUAGUGUUUCCUGAUGCUUGAAUCUCUUAGCAUGUGGUAGCUUAGGUAUGUUAGGUAUCGAUCACAAGCAAACAGAUUGUGUCCAGAACUUGUUUUGGUUUUGACUUCCAAACAAUGUGAUGAGUAUUUUUUAUGUGCUUUAUAAUGGAGUUUGAUAUUAGAAAACUACUUCUUGUCUGGACUAUUUCAAUUUAUAGCCUUGACUCUCG